This is a messenger RNA of Stegastes partitus (bicolor damselfish), 1757 nucleotides long. RefSeq names its product phosphatidylinositol-binding clathrin assembly protein-like. Gene Ontology annotation, biological process: clathrin coat assembly; clathrin-dependent endocytosis; synaptic vesicle budding from presynaptic endocytic zone membrane. The coding region runs from base 1 to 1731 and encodes 576 amino acids. NCBI's taxonomy places the organism in Eukaryota, Metazoa, Chordata, Actinopteri, Pomacentridae. The record is from RefSeq and is a predicted model, not a curated record. Gene Ontology annotation, molecular function: SNARE binding; 1-phosphatidylinositol binding; phosphatidylinositol-4,5-bisphosphate binding. The transcript is spliced from 19 exons. Gene Ontology annotation, cellular component: clathrin-coated vesicle; extrinsic component of presynaptic endocytic zone membrane; synaptic vesicle.
AUGUCGGGACAGUCUUUGACGGACCGGAUCGCCGCCGCGCAGCACAGCAUGACCGGGUCUGCCAUCAGCAAAGCCGUCUGCAAGGCCACGACGCACGAAGUCAGCGGACCCAAGAAGAAGCACCUUGACUACCUGAUCCACUGCACCAAUGAGCUGAAUGUCAGCAUCCCCCACCUGGCAGACACACUGCUGGAGCGCACGGCUAGCAACAGCUGGAUUGUGGUUUUCAAAGCGCUCAUCACCACACACCACCUCAUGAUGUACGGCAACGAGAGAUUGAUGCAGUACCUUGCCUCCAGAAACACGCUCUUCAACCUCAACAACUUUCUAGAUAAGGCUGCACUACAAGGCUACAACAUGUCAACCUUCAUCAGACGCUACAGCCGCUACCUGAACGAAAAAGCCAUGUCUUACAGACUAGCAGCAGUGGACUUCACCAAGAUGAAGAGAGGGGCUGACGGUGUGAUGCGCACCAUGAACACAGAGAAGCUGAUUAAGACUCUGCCCAUCAUUCAGACACAGCUGGAUGCACUGCUGGAUUUCCAGCCCAACUCCAACGAGCUGACAAACGGAGUGAUCAACACAGCCUUCAUGCUGCUGUUCAAAGACUCCAUACGGUUGUUUGCUGCGUACAACGAAGGCGUCAUCAACAUGUUGGAGAAGUACUUUGACAUGAAGAAGAACCAGUGCAAAGAAGCGUUGGAGAUCUACAAGACCUUCCUCAACAGGAUGACCAAACUGUCCGAGUUUCUCAAAGUGGCAGAGCGAGUUGGGAUAGAUCAGGGCGACAGCCCCGAUCUCACACAGGCUCCCAGCUCUCUCCUGGAGGCUCUGGAGCAGCAUUUAGCCUCUCUGGAGGGGAGGAAGCUCAAGGACCUCUCCACCGCCAGCAGAUCCAGCACCUUGUCCAGUGCUGUGUCGUCUCUCUCCAGCACGGGGAUCUCUCUGAGCCGUAUGGACGACAAGACGGAGGACAACCGACUGCAGCAACACAAGGAGGACGGCCAUAAGGUGAUCGACAUUCAGACGCCUAAUGUUUCACCCAGCACCCAGUCAGUGGGCAGUGCCAACAGCAGCGGAGGGGCCACAGACCUCUUCUCCAACUCACCCAUCGUACCUGUCAACAACCAUGUGCCAAACCUGACCAGUGAGCUGUUCACCCUGCAGCCUAACUUCACCCCCAUCCAGACCACACACACUGUGCCCAACAAUAACAAUGCCUGGGGAGGUGACCUGCUGAAGCCAUCCCCACCCACUCAAAUUCACAGCCCCGGAGCCCCAUUGCACUCUGGGAAAAUGCUGCCAAACGAUUUGGACUCUUCAUUAGCCAACCUCGUUGGCAACCUGCAGUUUGGGGGGACGCCAGCUAAAAAGCCAGAGCUCCAGUGGAGUCAGCUCGUAGAGAAGAAACCCACAGGAGGAAGCGGCUGGCAGUCGAAGACCAUGUGCACCAGCACCAACUGGACUCACACCACUCAUCCCAUGGCACCUGCGCCCAUGCCCGUCCCUCAAAUGAAUGGGAUGAUCUAUACUGGCUAUGCUCCAGCACCAGUGGCUUUUCCUAUGACGACACCCCAAGUGCCUGUGUAUGGAAUGCUCCCCCCUCAGAUGAGUCAUCAGAUGGGGGGCGUUCCCAUGAUGCCCCCGCAGCCUGUCAUGUACAACCAGCCUGUCCUGAGACCCACCAAUCCUUUUGGACCCAUCCCGGGAACACAGAUGCACUUCAUGUAGAGAUGAUGUUGUAACCAUGGCAGCAA